AUGAGUGAGCAGACGGAAUCUGGAGAAAGAUUUAAAAUGGAAGCUCCCUUUCAGUUUGCUAUAGAAAAUCCAUAUGUUCAUCUCAAUAAGGGCAGCAUUGAUGAUUGGACUAAAACCCAGUGGAGAGAGAUUAAUGUGGAACAGAUGGAUGUGCAGCUCAGAAGUAUCCCUGCAGAAGAAAAUUCCAAUGGGACAAGAGAAGUAAGAAGUAAAAAUAACAACAAAGACUCCCAGAUUAUUUGCAGGACACUACAGCUGUGCCUCACUGACAAUACAGUGGUUGAAUACAAAGUCUUGAACCUAAGAGGUCAGGCUUUGAGUAACAGAAGACCUUCUCAGAAUUUCUGUGACUCCAGUUUCAUAGAGGUAGAAGAUGAAGUCCAAAAUGUAGUUGUCAGCACCAUGCAAGAGUUGAGUACUGAAAAGGGCCUCCAGUUCGAGUUUUUUGUUUGGCUCUCACAUGUGUGCCAUGGAUGGCAUGAUGUCCAGAACCACUGUUCCAACAUUUGUGAUGCUCAGUUUCAGUGCUUUUAUGAGUGCUUGGGAAAUACCCCUUGGCAAGAUACACCUGUGACUGACAGAUGUUAUAUUACUCCAGCCCAGGAUCUCCACCUAACAGUAAGUGGUGCUCCUGCAGGACCAGCUGGCAAAGAUAAGAUAGAGACCAUGGAAGAUUUAGGCUGUGCCCUUGGUAUAAUGGUGAAAAUUUUCAACUCUUCAGAAGACAUGGAUGACAGGCCUAUAGGGAAUAUCUAUAAAGCUUUGGUCUGGACAGGAGUUUGAGAGUACUUUGAGGAAUUUAAUCAUCUCUUGGUAGAAGUCUAGUCAGGAUUGGCAGUACAAUUAAAGACUGUCCAUGAUAAAAUUAGGAAGAAAAAAAAAUUUGUAUUUCCUGGUGAAAACUUUACACUGAAAUCCAGAGCUGGAAUAUUUAUUACUGUGAUCCCUGGAUGUGCAGGUCACACUGAAAUGCAUGAGAACCUCAGAACCUGUGCCAUGGUUGUCCCUGACAUUGAACUGGUUUCUGAAAUGAUGUUGGCUGCUGAAGGAUUUAUUGAUGCUUGUCUGCUAGCCAGGAAAUUCAUCACCUUGUAAACCACUCUGCAGGGAGCUCUCCCUGAACAGGGCUGUUAUGACUGGGGACUUCAUGCUAUCAAAUCAGUUUUGGUAAUUGCAGGGUCCCUGAAACAAGGAGACAAGAACAGACUUGAGGACUAUGUGCUUCUGUGAGUCUUAAGAGACUUCAAUUUGCAUAAAAUAGUGACAGAUGAUAUCCCAAUUUUCACAGGCAUGAUCAGUGACCUGUUUCCAGCUCUGGAUGUUCUGAGGACGAGGAACCUACAGUUUGAGCAGAUGGUUAAACAAUUUACCCUGGAGCUGUAGUUGCAGCCAGAAGAGAACUUCAUUCUCAAAUCAAUUAUUGUUCACACAUCUUAGACUGUACAUCUCCAGUACUUUAUUGAUUUACUCAUAACAAAAGACAUAGCAAUUAAAAUGCUUGUUGGUAAUGCUGGAAAAACAGUGUUUAUAGGCAAUAGACUUGGUGCUGUCUCUGAAGACAGCUUCCAGACCAACAAUUCACUCAACUACCACACAACAUCAGCAGUGCUCCAGAGGAUGUUUGGAAAAAAGCUGGAGAAAGAACAUGGUCAUACCUAUGUUCCAGCAAAGAAUGAGAAACUCUUCCAUUUUAUUGGUGAUUUGAAUAUGCCUGAAGUGGAGAGAUAUGGAGUGGUUCAGCCUCAUGGACUGAUUUGGCAGCAUAUUGAUUAUAGCCACUGGUAUUACAGGCAGAGGCUAACUAUUAAAGAAAUUAAUAAUUUUCAGUAUGUUGCCUGUAUGAAUCCAGCUGCUGGCAGCUUCAUUAUCAAGCCUAAGCUCCAGCUAGGGUUUGAAGUGUCAUAUUAUAGCAAUCCUGUAGAAGAUCUAAAAUCCAAACUUGCUACUCAAGAGGCAGGCCAGCAACAGAAAAAUCAAGAUACUGAAGCUUUGAUUGCUCAGAUAGGGUUUCAGACUGAGAAACUGAGCCAAGAAAAUGCCAUUGCAGAUGCACAGGAGCUAAAGACCAUUGAAAGAGCUUUAGCUUUUGAUGAGACUGUACUGAUUGAAAACGUUGACUCUACUGAUCCCAUACUUGAUCCUCUGCUUGGAAGACAUACAGUUAAAAGGGGAAGAUGUACCAAGAUUGAAGACAAAAAAUGUGAAUUCAACAAGAAUUUUCAUUUCAUCCUUCACACUAAACUGGCUAACCCUCACUACAAGCCAGAACCGCAGGCUCAGACCACCCUCAUUAAUUUCACUGUCACCAGGGACAGGCCUGAAGACCAGCUCUUGGCUGAGGUUGUUAAUGCUGAAAAGUAAGACUCACAAAAAAACAAGUCAGUUCUCACCAAGAAGCAGAACAGUUUCAUGGCUGAGCUUAGGUGGCAGCUGGAGGAUGACAGGCUGCUCAGCAUGUCAACUGCCCAGGGCAGUCUCCUAGAUGACAGUGAACUUGUAAAGAAAAUCAAAUCAGCAAAGGUAACUGCAGCUGCAAUACAACACAAGACAGUACCAAUUGAACUGUUUCUAACAAGUUAA
Molecule: messenger RNA, 2580 nt
Organism: Cinclus cinclus
Lineage: Eukaryota; Metazoa; Chordata; Aves; Passeriformes; Cinclidae
Gene: DNAH11
Product: dynein axonemal heavy chain 11
Biological process (GO): microtubule-based movement
Cellular component (GO): dynein complex
Molecular function (GO): ATP binding; minus-end-directed microtubule motor activity; dynein light intermediate chain binding
Source: RefSeq, a predicted model, not a curated record